AUGGCUCUUAUGACCAACAAAGGAGCAUCAUCUACCUCUUUCUCCCACCGAUACAAGAACUUUAAUGUCUUCUUGAGUUUCAAAGGUGAAGAUAUUCGCCUUGGUUUCGUGGGCCAUUUGUGUAACAUUUUGCGUCAUCAGGGUAUUCACACCUUCAUCGAUGAUAAUCUCCUAAGAGAAGAACAAAUUUCUGCACAACAUCUCAAAACCAUUGAGAGCUCAAUGGUUUCAAUAAUCAUAUUCUCUAAAAAUUAUGCAUCCUCGACUUGGUGCUUAGAUGAACUUGUCAAGAUUAUUGAGUGUAAGAAGAAUGAUCAAUUGGUGCGACCGAUUUUUUACAACAUGGAUCCAUUGGAAGUUAAAAAAGGAAAGUUUGAGGAAGAACUAGCUAAACAUGAAAAAAAAUUCAAAGAUAACGAGAAGGUACAAAGGUGGAGGGAAGCUCUAUGUGAAGCAUCCAAUAUACAUGGUUGGCAUUACAAGCACAACUGCAGUGAGUUCAAAUUCAUCCAAGAAAUUGUCAAAGAGAUCUUAAAUUUUAAAUUAAACCGCAUGCCAUUAUUUGUUGCUAAGUAUCCAGUUGGAAUAAGUCAUCGUGUAGAAGCCACAAAAUUACUUUUAGAUAUUGGGUCAAAUGAUGUUCGUGUGAUAAAGGUGUAUGGCCUUGGUGGAGUGGGAAAGACUACCAUGGCUAAAGCUGUUUAUAACAUGAUUUAUGUUCAUUUUGAAGGAAGCAGCUUUCUAGAAAAUGUUAAAGAAAAGUUUGGGACAUUUGAUGGUGUAAUCAAAUUACAAGAGACACUUCUUUAUGAUAUUUUAGGGGGUAUAAAUUUGAAGGUUCACAAUGCAUGCAGAGGAAUCAAUUUGAUAAAGGAAAGACUUUGCAAUAAAAGGAUUCUUUUAAUUCUUGAUGAUGUGGAUAGAUCAGACCAGAUAGAAACAUUAAUUGGAAAAUGUGAUUUGUUUGCUUCUGGAAGUAGAAUCAUUAUAACCACAAGAGAAAAAAACUUGCUAGCUACUCUUGGAAAAGGUCUUUUAACCUAUAAGGUUAAGGAAUUAGAUGAUCAUGAAGCUCAUGAAUUAUUUUGUUUGCAUGCGUUCCAAAGAAACAAACCCGAGGAAGAUUAUUCAGUACUUGCAAACCAAUUUAUAUGCUAUGCUAAAGGCAUUCCACUAGCUCUAGCAAUAUUAGGUGCUGAUUUGUAUGGAAGAAAUAAAAUGGAAUGGAAAAGCACAUUAAAUAAGUAUGAAAAAAUUCCAAACAAAGAAAUUCAAAAAAUACUCCAAAAGAGUUAUGAAGGAUUGGAUGAAACUGAACGAGAUAUUUUUCUUGAUAUUGCAUGUUUAUUCAAGGGAUUUUGCAAGAGUUAUGUUGUAGAUAUACUAAAUUCUUGUAAUUUAUACCCAGUUAUUGGUAUUCAAAGACUUACUGAGAAGUGUAUCAUAACUAUUGAUCGACAUGAUAAAUUAUGGAUGCAUGACUUGGUAGAACAAAUGGGUAGAGAAAUUGUUCGACAAGAAUCGCCACAUAUACCUGGAAUGCGUAGCAGGCUAUGGUGUUAUGAGGAUUCUCUUGAAGUAUUGACGAAAAAUAUGGGAUCGAAAAAAAUUCGAGGCCUGAUGAUAUGCCCACCUAAACGAGCAAAGUUGCAAUUAGAAGCUAAAUGUCUUGAAAAGAUGAAAAAUCUCAAGUUUCUUAUAGUUAAUAAUGUAGAUAUUUGUGGGGGUAUUGAAUAUCUUCCCAAUGAAUUAAGGUUACUUGAUUGGCCCGAAUUUCCUUUCUCUUCCUUACCAUUCAAUUUUCGUCCUCAAAAACUUAUCGCACUCAACAUGCCAGAAAGUCAGGUUAUAUUGGACAGACUUCUUGAGAUGGGACAGUUCAGAAACUUGAUAUAUAUGAAUUUUCGUUCCUGUCAAUACAUAAAGAAAUUAUCUAACUUAUCCAUUGCAACCCCAAACUUAAAGCAAUUGAAUCUCAAUGAAUGUAGAAAUUUAGUUGAAGUUCAUGACUCUGUUGGAUGUCUUGAUAAGCUUGAAAAGUGGGACCUCUUCGACUGCACUGAACUUCGAAUUCUUCCAAGCUGCCUCAUGAUGAAAUCUCUUAAACAUUUAAAUCUUUAUAUGUGCAAAAGGCUUGAAAAGUUCCCUGAUAUUCCGCAUGAAAUGGAUGGUUUAAAGUAUCUAACAUUUAUUGGGACUGCUAUUAAAGAGUUGCCCCUAUCAUUUGGAAAUCUCACUGGGCUUGAGGAAUUACACCUAGGUUCAGGUCUUCUUCCAAGUAGCAUAUAUAAUUUACAUCUUCACAGUCUCCAUAUUUGGGGUGAUGUCAAAUUUCUAAAGGACAUGGAGAUUGAUAGACAAGAAAUUCCAAAGCUUCCAAAAACUAUAAGAGGAGUAAAUGCAUCACAAUGCUUCUCCUUGAAUUCAGAAUCAUUAAGCAAAAUAAUGCUUCAGUUUGGAAGAAUUUUAGUGCUUCCACAAAAUAUGGCAUGUUUUGGUGUGAGAGAUGAGAAAUUAUUGGAUUUUCAGUCACCUAGGAGACUAUCGCAACAGACUGAUCUUCCUACCUGGGUCCCUCCUUCCAAGUUCUCUGAAUUUCAAAGUGAGUUCUGUAAAGGUGAGUAUUGGUUACGAGAUUAUUAUGACGAUGACACUCCAUGUGAUUGUCACAUUAUAUUACCAGGAAAUAAGAUACCAAAGUGGUUCAACCAUCAAAGCAUUGAAAGUUCCAUAUCAUUGUGGGUUGGUCCAGAAUUUCCAGCAUUUGCUCUUUGUGUUGCUUUUUGUCUGGUGGAUGAAGAUGAAUACGAUUUUGCUUGUGUUGUUGACAUUUUCAUCAACGGUCAUAAACGAACGCUAGUUAAGAAAUUCUUUGAUAAAAUGCAUUGUGAUCAUCGAUGGUUUUAUGGUGCAUCUCAUAGGUUGUUGCAGCAGGAAGUUGGAAACUUGAUUCAAGGAGAUUGGAAUCAUGUUGAAAUUUCAUGUAAAAUCUCUCUUUGGACUAGUACAAUUGGCAGAGAAAUUGCUCCUACCAUUGCAAGGAUGGGGGUCCAUGUGAAAUGUAUUUGUGGUCUUCAUAAUUCGGUCAUCUGCCAUGAAAACCAUGAUGAACUAGUCCAACCACAAGGCAAUCGAAUUUCAAAGAGAAUUGCGCACCAACGGCUUAAACCAUUUCUUCCUCGAGGUUGCCAUUUUAUCCUGCGCAAACUGUACCAUACCUUGUGCCCAAUCAGGAGCACUUCUGGUCAACCAUUACUAAAAGCAAGAAAAAUCAGCAACAGGAGAAAGAGGUCCUUAUAG
Quercus lobata is the source of this 3300-nucleotide messenger RNA. Its product is annotated as TMV resistance protein N-like. Gene Ontology annotation, biological process: defense response; signal transduction. Lineage: Eukaryota; Viridiplantae; Streptophyta; Magnoliopsida; Fagales; Fagaceae. Gene Ontology annotation, molecular function: ADP binding. The transcript is spliced from 6 exons. Bases 1 to 3300 code for a protein of 1099 amino acids. The record is from RefSeq and is a predicted model, not a curated record.